Haemonchus placei is the source of this 1476-nucleotide messenger RNA. Lineage: Eukaryota; Metazoa; Nematoda; Chromadorea; Rhabditida; Trichostrongylidae. The record is from the annotation of a GenBank genome assembly.
CUGAUCUACACCACUUCAACCCCGUGCCCCAGUGAUAGGUGCCAGAGUCGUACAAAUCGCCCCGAAUUUCGCAGCACUUUCGAGUUUUCAAUUUUUCAGAAGUACCGGAAAGUCACUAACAUUUAUGAAUCGUUUGUGAAGUUGACUUCAAUGGGCGAUGUAACAGCAGUGUAUCGUCGGCCGAUUUGGGCUCAUUUAUCGGCUGCUGAGCUUAUCGCACCAGCUUCUGAUGUGUUUCUUUGCAUACCGGCGUCAAGGAACGCCGUUCUGGGGUACAUUGGAAUGCUUAUCCACGAAAAUGCUCAUCAGUGUUUUUCAAAACAGGAGAAUCCUCAAUAUGGUCCAGUUCAUUUUUUUUUGCUUGAUGGUUCUCGUAUGUUUCCCUCGUUUUUAGGUGUCGAUUACACUUCGGUGGAGAAUGCUGCCGUCUGGUGUUGCACAAUUUCUUCGGAGCUCAGUCAACACAACGCCGGCCGACUAAGCGUCGUUAAUCUCCCAAGAGGUCCCGAAUCUCUUCUUGAAUUGUUCAAAAUGGUUGGCUCAAUAGCUCAGUUGAUCAAGCUGAUCGAUACGACAAUCAAUGUUUUGCUAGCAAAAUGCCCUGACGAGUGCAUGACGGUGCUCUUCGACGCUUCACGACAUGUUUUAUUGUGUGCCUACUCCCAAAAAACGAUCACUUUUCCGGGUUCAAUUGUAGACCACCUAUUCACUGUUGGAGCUGAUCAAUUCAAGGCGUAUGUCGAAGAUAUCCGAAUCAAGGAACGGAAUCAAGUCUCGCCGGCCAUUCUGUCUAGUAUACACGAAGAUUACAAUGUCAAGUUCAACUCUUUGUCUGAUGUGUUCAAUUUUCUCACCAGGCGGCAAAUUCAGGACAGCCUGGAUAAUGGUGUGUUUGACAAUUUGAACUUCGUAUUUUUCUUCAAAUUGGUCACCUGUUCGGUUGACACGCUCAGAUUUCUAAUCACACAUUUUUUUAAAGCAACACCGGCAAACUUUUUCCGAGGAAUUCGACAGUUAAUGUCAGUGGAUCAUCGUCUCGUNUUGUCCAACAUUCCAUAUUUGGAUUUCGCUAAGCAGAUGAUACGAGCUCUUGAUGUGAAUUCACUUGCAGUGCUACUGAAUCUCAUAGUUCGAGCAGCACACUCGAAGCCGAAUUUGUCAGUAAUUGAAUACCCAGCAAUCGCUGAAUUUGCUUCUGGAAAAAAGUUGCACCCCUCUUGGUACGUGAUAUCUCAAAUGGUGAAGGCCAGUGAGAUCGUGUGCCGUUUUAUCCAGACUUCAUUCCUGAGUGAUAUUUCUACGUCUCUAAAAGGACAGAUUUGUGUCAUGCAUCGCUUGUCGGUCAGUUUAUUUGUCAGUCACGUUUUAGUGCUUGGGAAAAGUUCGAUUCUACGCGUACUCAACAACCUGCGAGUUAUUUUCGAGUGGGAGUCAACGACAGAUGCUUCGAUGCUCAAUAUGAAGCAUUUCGGGUAG